Messenger RNA from Jatropha curcas, 706 nucleotides. It is a transcript of the gene ELF4, whose product is annotated as EARLY FLOWERING-like protein (DUF1313). Gene Ontology annotation, biological process: entrainment of circadian clock; positive regulation of circadian rhythm. Gene Ontology annotation, cellular component: nucleus. Lineage: Eukaryota; Viridiplantae; Streptophyta; Magnoliopsida; Malpighiales; Euphorbiaceae. The record is from RefSeq and is a predicted model, not a curated record.
AGAAGAAAGCUAUAAUCCACAGAGCACAGCCUAUAAAUCGCACCGCUGCAUCCUCCUCUCUAGCUCAAAACAAAGCAAAAACAAUUCCGCACAUCUAGUAAUGUCGGAUCAAAAGCCACUUUUAAUCACCACAUGAUUUCACGCAGUUCUCUCGCCGCCGCUGAAUCGAGCAUGAACACCUCCAAUCCCACCGCCACCAAGCGCCGCCACAAACAUCGCAACGACGAUGAUGAUGAAGGAGACCCUGAGGUCUGGUCAACUUUCAACUCCACUUUCCGGGAAGUCCAGUCGGUUUUGGACAGGAACAGAAAUUUGAUUCAACAAGUAAACGAGAAUCACCAAUCGAGAAUUCCCGACAACAUGGCCAAAAACGUAGCUUUGAUUCAAGAACUUAAUGGUAAUAUUUCCAAGGUUGUCAAUCUUUAUUCUGAUUUGUCUUCCAAUUUUUCUACUACUUACCAGCAGCGUAGCGGCAGCGGUUCCGGUUCCGGCAAUAGUAACAGUAGCGGCAGGUCUUAAUUUCAGAAUUUGGAUGGGUGCUGAAUUUAUUAUUAUUAUAAUUAUUAUAAUGCUUGUAUGUUGGAAUAAACCAUAUAAAAAGAAAUUAAUAAAGAUGAUUAUGUGUUUAUGAAAAGGGUGAUUUGCAGAAGCACUAAUCAUCCAUUUGAAAUUGAAUCAAAUGAGGUACUUCUAGUUUUUUCUCUUC